CUCACCUCUUUCACAAAAGAAAGAAACAAUUUUCGAAAAUGAAGUCCGUGAUAACUCUCGUCCCACUCUUACUCCUCUUUCUUUCUUCUCUCCUCUUUGGAGACAUCACUGGAGUGGAGAGCUCAAAGCAUCAUCAGCGUAACUCAUACGGUUCAACAAAGCUGUUUGUGUUUGGAGAUUCUAACGUUGAUACCGGAAACCUGAAGAAAAAUGAGUCUGAAGCAUGGAUAGUCCCUUAUGGUAUCACAUACCCUGGUACACCUUCCGGCCGUUACUCUGACGGCCGUGUCUCUACCGAUUAUCUAGCCAAAUUUCUGAGGAUAAAAUCACCCAUCCCAUAUCAAAUGAAAGAUCACGUGGGACAUGAACGGUUACAAUAUGGAAUGAAUUUUGCGUACGGAGGAACCGGAGUCUUCGACACGGUUUAUCUUAAAGGUUUGGAUAUGACAUAUCAGAUCGGUCUCUUUGAGAAACUCAUUGGCGAUAUCUACUCUCCAUCCGACCUUUCUUCUUCCCUCGCCCUCGUCAGUGUUGCUGGCAAUGACUACUUUACUCACAUCGUCGACAAUGGCAUAUCCUUGAGCAUCUUUCAAAUUGUGAAGCGAGUCAUCAAUCAAAUCGAGGUGAAUUUGAGGCGGAUACACGCCUUGGGAGUGAAAAAGAUAGCAAUACCGUCAUUACAGCCGCUCGGGUGCCUCCCCAUGUACACCAGAGGCUCCUCGUACCAGAAGUGCAACGACAUUAUCAACGCGUUGACGAUCAUACACAACAGCGCCUUGCAGAAAGUAGUGGCUAAACUCAACAAGGAGACCAAGCAGUCUACAGCCUUCGUGGUCCUUGACUACUACAAGGCCUUCUUGACCGUCCUCAAUAACAAAGGAGAGAAUCCAGGGAUUACGAAUUUUAAAACUCUAUACAAGCCGUGUUGCGAAGGAGAAUGCGGAUCUGUGGACAUGAACGGUGUGAAGAACUAUACCUUAUGCGAUGAUCCUAAUUCUGCUUUCUUCUGGGAUGAAUUUCACCCUGGCCAGCAAGGAUGGAACGCGGUUUACUCGGUUUUGACCAAAAACCUAAGAGCAUUGUCGGUUUGAUCGAAAACCUGAAAUAUGUUUGCUUACGAUUUCAAAUUUUCUUCAUCGUUAAGUGUUUUUCUUCUUUUAUAACUCUUAUCUCUCUACGUCUUUUUUUAUUGUGUGUUUAAGAAUAAAAGUGUGAACUUUAAGAUUGAAAUAAAACACUCUUUGUAUUA
Messenger RNA from Capsella rubella, 1249 nucleotides. RefSeq names its product GDSL esterase/lipase At5g03610. NCBI's taxonomy places the organism in Eukaryota, Viridiplantae, Streptophyta, Magnoliopsida, Brassicales, Brassicaceae. The record is from RefSeq and is a predicted model, not a curated record. Gene Ontology annotation, molecular function: hydrolase activity, acting on ester bonds. The coding region runs from base 39 to 1091 and encodes 350 amino acids. The transcript has 5 exons.